Molecule: messenger RNA, 449 nt
Organism: Esox lucius (northern pike)
Lineage: Eukaryota; Metazoa; Chordata; Actinopteri; Esociformes; Esocidae
Gene: rpl34
Product: ribosomal protein L34
Exons: 5
Coding region: 54-407 (117 amino acids)
Biological process (GO): translation
Cellular component (GO): ribosome
Molecular function (GO): structural constituent of ribosome
Source: RefSeq, a predicted model, not a curated record
CCGGAGCAGCUUUGGUCCUUCCUUUUCCGGUAACAGUGACAGCAGGUAUAAAUAUGGUCCAACGACUUACUUACCGCCGUAGGUUGUCCUACAACACUGCAUCCAACAAAACUAGGCUGUCCCGAACUCCUGGUAACCGCAUUGUGUACCUUUACACUAAGAAAGUGGGCAAGGCACCGAAGUCUGCAUGUGGAAUAUGCCCCGGUAGACUGCGCGGUAUUCGUGCAGUUCGGCCCCAGGUCCUGAUGAGGCUUUCAAAGACCAAGAAGCAUGUCAGCAGAGCCUACGGUGGUGCCAUGUGUGCAAAAUGUGUGCGUGACAGAAUUAAGCGUGCCUUCCUGAUUGAAGAGCAGAAGAUUGUUGUGAAGGUCCUUAAGGCACAGGCACAGAGCCAGAAAUCUAAGUAAAUGUGUAUUUGUACUGCAACAAUAAAUUAAUUGAGGUAGAAU